GUUUUCAAAAUCCAAAACUGAAACCAAAUAAAAAAUGAUUUGGUUUGGUUUUUAUUCUUUCGGUAUGAUUUAUUUUUUGUCAAAAUUUGAUUCGAUUUUUUGUUCUUCUAGUGGAGCAAUUGAAGGAGGCUGGAAGGGAUGAGUAUUUACCGGGAGAUUAAGUAGAGCAUGUGCAGCGGCGCUCCAUCCGCUUGUCAUGCCAUGACAGGUACAUGACAUGUAGGACAAUCCAUCAGCUUGCCUCGCGUGGGAUUCCACUUCUUCCACAGUACAUGAGGCUUCCGCGAGGAUGAAUGAAAACCAAAGAAAAGGGGGAAGAAAUAAUAAACCACCCGACCCGAACCAGAUGCAGCUUCUUGAAACGUAAGAAUUUGCUUGAAGCGCAAUAUCCUUCUGAUCCUUCUCUUUUCCCUGAAUCAAUUCUCUCCAAUUGGAGCUCAACUAAACGCAGUUGAGAUGGAGCCGGAAGUUAUGGAAGCAGAGAUAGUGCUACCGAAUCGAAUGAAGUUCAAGAGAAUUCAAAUGGCGGAUAAGUACCCCAAAGGCCAAGCCAGAGGCAGGCACUGGAAACAUCUCAAGCAGAUUCUUCAAGCCGAAAAUUACCAGAAUUGCGCUCCUAAUGAACCGACUUAUGUCAGUAUUGAAUCUCCUCCUCCAAUGCAUCCUUGCAAAAAGAUAUGUGAUAUAACAGGAUUUGAGGCUCCUUAUUAUGAUCCCAGGACCAAUCUCCGCUAUGCUAAUACAGAAGUGUUCAAGAUGAUAAGAGCACUCCCCAAUGACUAUGUUCAGAGGUAUCUCGCUCUUAGAAAUGCUGCUGUAGUCUUGAGGUAGUUUUUACCAAUCACAUGACAGUAUUAUCUGCAUUGGUUCACAAACUGUCUUGUGGAAAAACCUCAUCUCUAUGUAUAGUUUAGAUUAUUCGAAUAUCCACUAUCUAUAUAGCUUUAAUUAAUGUGUAGAUUAUUAGAUGUAUUAAUGAUGGAAAUUGUCUGUGUGAAAAAAAACAAAUCUUGUUGUCAUAA
Messenger RNA from Cuscuta campestris, 1022 nucleotides. Lineage: Eukaryota; Viridiplantae; Streptophyta; Magnoliopsida; Solanales; Convolvulaceae. The record is from the annotation of a GenBank genome assembly.